Hypomesus transpacificus is the source of this 3461-nucleotide messenger RNA. It is a transcript of the gene rpusd2, whose product is annotated as RNA pseudouridine synthase domain containing 2. Bases 43 to 1989 code for a protein of 648 amino acids. Lineage: Eukaryota; Metazoa; Chordata; Actinopteri; Osmeriformes; Osmeridae. Gene Ontology annotation, molecular function: pseudouridine synthase activity; RNA binding. The transcript has 3 exons. The record is from RefSeq and is a predicted model, not a curated record. Gene Ontology annotation, biological process: pseudouridine synthesis.
CGUCAUCAUCCAGCGUCUGAAAACACCAAGGACCUUUGGGAGAUGCAUGUGAGUGUCCUGACUCCCACUUUAAGGGUACAUAAUUUAUGUCUUACCAUACAAACUGUCAUUUUAAAGAACGGGAAACAGUUAGAUUCGGUGUUUGGUUUGUUCCUUCGUUAUAUAAAAACAAAUGUGUAUGGUUGUCAAUACAAUAAGAUAGAUUGUAUCCAGCUAAAGUUGUCCCUUGGACGCCGUCGAUGCACCCUGCCUAAAUGCAAUGCUACAUUCAUCGACGGGAAAGUGAAUUGGAAAGUGACCAAGUACAAUGAUGUUGGAGUCCGUCACAAUAUAAACGCAUUCCUUCUAUAUUCACGAUCGUACAGACAGCAGACACCAAUGACAACACAACAGAUGGAGACUAUAGAAGCCACCGAUGCGGCAGGGAAAAACAUCUCCGAAAUCACUUCAACGACCAAAGAGUACGAAGUGACAGGAACUGUUAAGCGCAAAAGCGAAGAGGGGGUAGAGACAGAAAAAGACUGUCGUGGUAAGAGACGGAGAGGAGGUGGUGGUAAGAACAUGAAACCAGGGGAGAGGUACAUCCCACCUCCUCAGAAGAGAAACCCCGGGGUAGGCUUCAGCCAAGAACACUUCGAUGAAACCUCGUACUAUUUCGAAGGUGGUCUGCGAAAAGUGCGACCUUACUACUUUGACUUUAAAACUUACUGCAAGGGCCGCUGGAUUGGGAAGAGUCUCUUAGAAGUCUUCAGCAAGGAGUUCAGAGCAGAAUCCUUAGAUUACUACAAAGCAGCAGCCAAAGAGGGACGCAUCCGUCUCAACGAGGAACCAGUAAAUGACUUGUCGAUAACACUCAGGAACAAUGACCACAUGAAGAACACAGUUCAUCGGCAUGAGCCUCCAGUUGUGGGCCGGCCCUUGGAGAUCCUGGAGGACAACGGGGAGGUUCUGGUGGUGGACAAGCCUGCCUCCAUGCCGGUGCAUCCCUGCGGACGUUUCCGCCACAACACGGUGAUCUUCAUUCUGGGGAAGGAGAGGGGGAUCUCAGGCCUCCACACCGUCCAUCGGCUGGACCGGUUAACCUCCGGGGUGCUGCUGUUUGCUCGAACCCUAGAGGUGUCCAAGAGACUGGACAAGCUGGUCAGAGACAGACAGCUGGAGAAGGAGUAUGUGUGCCGUGUGGAGGGGGAGUUUCCAGAGGCUGAAGUGGUGUGUGAGGAGCCUAUCCUGGUUGUGUCCUUCAAGGUGGGGCUGUGCCGGGUGGACCCCCUCGGCAAGGAUUGCCGCACUGUCUUUCAGAGGCUCAGCUACAACGGAAGCAACAGCGUGGUUCGCUGCAUGCCUCUCACUGGGCGCACACACCAGAUCCGUGUCCACCUCCAGUUCCUAGGGUUUCCUAUCCUCAACGACCCCAUCUAUGGCUCCUCGGCCUGGGGCCCCGAAAGGGCCAAGGGGGGACUGGUUGGGCUGAGUGACGAGGAGUUGCUGAAGGCUUUGCUGGAUGAGCAUCGCUCAAAGGAGAGCCUCCACCUUUUAGACCUACCCGAGGAUGCCAGCAGCCUCUUGCAGGAGGGCAUUAUGGGAGUUGGAGUUAAUGGAAAAGACCUACAGAAUGCCGCCUGUGAUACUAGCUUGACCAGGCCUGAUGAGUCUGGGGGAUGUAGUUCACAAACACAUAGAGAUGUCAGCAAUGAAUGUACAGAGCUUCAGACACAUCCAGUACAGCCUGUGUCUACAGACUGUACCCUGAAUGACAUGCGCCCUUUGCAGGGUGCAGGCAAGGAUGGAGCCUUGUCAGGUUGUGCACCAGCACCCCUCUCAGGCCCCAGAGACAGAGACCCUCUGUGUAGUGAGUGUAAGAUCACUAGGCCGGACCCUACCGAGAAGGAGCUGAUCAUGUAUCUGCAUGCUUUACGCUACAAAGGACCGGACUUUGAAUACAAGACCUGCCUACCUUACUGGGCUAAAGAAGACUGGGUUGAUGACUAGAGCUCAACUUAAUGUCAUGUUGUAAAUUCAUGAUUAAUAUUUUAUCAGUCUUGAGAGUAUGGUCAAAAUUAACAUUGAGUGAUGUUAGGUACAUUGAAAUUGCACAGAUUUUGGCCCUCGAAGACUAGGAAUUACAACUACAGUUGUGAGGAUUUUGCUUGACUUUUUCUCAUAAGGUGUACUAGUUAACAGUUACAUUGAGAUUUUUUAGGGAGUUUGCUAUCACACAUUAUUUCUGAUGUCAUUUUAAAUCAAAAGGAAUUUUGUUCAAACAAAACAACCAAAAUAAAGCUGUAACCAGGAAAAAUACACUUUAUUUUUUUACUUUCCACCUUGUGGAAAAUGUACAGCAUUGUGAUUCCUUAAGUCUAAUAGUGGUUGCAACCUCAUGUCAUCAAUAUGAAGCUGUGUUAUUCAUUCCUUAAAGCAGAAUGUUUUGCUUAGUGGCAAAAAAAAGAUCAUCCAAGAGUACUACAUGAGAAAGAAACACCUUAAAUAAGUGAGACAACUUGCUUGUUAAACACUUGAAAGUCACUGUUUCAAACCUCAACUUUCUUACACAAUAAUCAAAUGUCGCCUGUAGGCCUACUACGAAGCAAGUUCAAUAUACCAGAAAUAUAUUUUAGUAAGCUGGCUUCUCUGAGCCUUUCAACUGCAAUCACGCUAAGCAGUGUUACGACAGUGGCUAUCAACUUGUUAACUCAACCCAGGUUUUACCAAUCUUUUGUGUGUUCACGUAUAAGGGGCCAAUUGCAAUAAUGGUCAAGUCUACCAGAGACAGAAGAUGUACAGAAGAUGAGCAAACUACAAUAUUAAACAAAUGAUACAUUUUUUUAUAUAAUCCAGGCAAAAAAGAACACAGUUGCCUCUGCCAAAAGCAAGGCGGAAAGCUGGUAAAAACUUGCCGACUAAAUUAAUAGGCUUACCAAAAUUACAGCCCCAUCAUUAAGGCACUAUUACAAUAGUGUAUUCCAUUAAUGUGUUAAAAGGUCUUUUGAGAAAAUAAAAAAUAUAUACAAAACCUAAUUCAGACCAGUAAAUAGCCUUACUUAUAAGCAAAUCAUUAUACGGUCAACAAGUAAGUAAUUUGGCUUCAGUGCUUUAACCGUUCUCUGUUUUAGGAUAAUAUUAGUAGUCUAUAUACACUUCAAAGAUACUCGUCAUGGAAAGCCAAGUGUUUUGUCUGACUCACUAUUCGCGCACCGAGGUCGGGAUAUUCUAGAAACAAUGAAGCAAUUUUCCAAGACAAUUGAUUGUUCAGCAGUCGGUGCUUUCAUACGUGUUGAUCUGUUAUCUCAAACAACACACUCCGGGCAGGUUAAGUGUGCAGCAUAAGUUACUGUGGCGAUUACCCUGGUAAAAAGCCAACCACUGUCGUGAAACUGAAAACCCAGAAUUAAACCUGAAAUUACCUUGCUAACCCCAAAUCCUGCUUCGUAGUAGGCUCCUGGUUAAGACUUUACAUCAACACU